AAAUAGAAUGUCUUAACAUUGAAGACCAAUCUGUAGAGUAUGCAGUCUCUGAACAAGCCUUCUGACAAUAGGAUAACCAAACAUUUCUAAGAAUAAUAAAAAAAAGGGAAAAGAAUGGAAACUGAUCAGAAGCUGAGAGUAUUGAAGACAAAACCAGGGCUCUUAAAUCCCACCGUAAGUCCACACAAUGUCCUUAUGUUCAGUUAGUAAGAGGAAGUAGUGUGUAUUUCAAUUUGUGAUAAUUUUAUUCAUGUGUGCAGAUAAGAAUGUAUCAGUUGAAUCUAUGUUUUUAUGACAUACUUGUCUAAAGCUACUAAAAUACGUUUUUGGAUGGAGGAUGUGGAUCAUUGUGAAUUGAUAUUUAAUUAGAUGAAUAUUGUUGUAAGAUAACUCAGUUAUUUGAUGUACCUAUAUGAAAUGUACAAACCUCACGAUCGCGCAGAUUUGAUUUAUGAAAUGGUCAACUAAGCGUUUCUUCUUUACAAGGUUAAUACAAAUACCACUGAUACAGGCAAUGACACACUGUCCCAAGGCACAUUCUAUUUGGUUAGAUCAGUUUGAGUUGCAUUUAAAUAAAUAAUCGAUAUGAUAAUAUUGAUAAGGCUGCUUCAAUGUGUUUUUAUUUUGAAAGUUGCGAUAAAAACAUAUUUAAAUCCACUACAGCACCAAAAUUUUUUUUUUUUACAUUUAUUUAUUUAUAUUUAUUUUUUUAAAUAUGACUUCUUUUUAUAUUUUAAAUUUUGAAUUUUUUUUUAUAUGUUUUCAUUAACUCUGGCACUCAUGAAUCACAUCUACAUAAAAAAGGGCAGAUUGGAAGUUUAAUGUAAACAAAUUUCAAGACUUGUACUUAAGAACUGCUAUUGGGUCUUGUUUGUUCGUAAACAUGAGUUAACCCAUGGUAGGUUCACUGAAAUAAAUGGGAACUCGGCUCUAAAAAACUAAUUAUAAUAACUUUAAGUAUGUUUUAAGAAUUGAUUUCAGUGUGAUUUGGUGUUUUUUUUUUGUUAUUUUUCAAUCUACUUUUGUUAGACAGAGUAGAAGGAACCAACACAAUAACCUAAAGGUAAUAUGAUGGCAGUGUGUCCUACGGGAAUUUCCUUUUCAUAAGAUAAAACAAAUUGUUAGAUUUUUCUAAAGUCAUGUUUAAGCAAAUACUGUCAUUGAAUUUUAGGCGGUGGUUUGUUUUUUACAGUUCACACCUGAAGCAGAAGCAGGAAAAGGAAGAAACAUUGUUAUGACAAACACAGUCACAGGCAUUCGGGGAACAAACCAGAAAAUGGACAAUAGCCCCAAAUUGCUGACACCUAAACUAAAGAAAGAAAAAAAUUAUAUAAAUUUUGAAUCACGUGAUUGUAGUCCAGAAAACCUCUCUGUAAAAAGGGAACGUGAAGAGGAUCAACAGGUGAAAGGCAGACUCUAUACCACAAAAACUACAUUGUCAACAGACAUCAAAAACAUGGAUAAUUUUCCAUUGAAAAGGCCAUUUAAAUUAGCACCGUUAGAACUCCCUGCCGAAGUUAAAGAAGUGCAGAUGCAAAAAAUCAGGGCCAUGCAAGAUGAAAUUUUUCUGGAUAAACAGAAAACGUAUUUCAAUGUUCCCAGAAGAAAACCUACGUCAACAGAUAACCCUGCAAAAAGAGAUGUCAUCAAGAAAGACACCUUAGCGGAAAAUACAUUGCCCACGCUUAAAAUAAACUCGAAUGCUGCAAGAGGCCCCAUGCCAGAAGAGAACCCAAGUUCCCAACAACCUUUUCAGCUGGACCAAGGAAACACCCAAGCAGCCCAAGCAGUGCUUUCUACUGUCCCUAAACUGAAAGCAAGGAGAAGCAACGCUAACAAUUCAUCAUUACACAACACCCAGACGAAUCCCCCACAGACGUCUACAAAAUCACGUUUUAGACACUUAGCAAAACCAAAUGAAAAUGAGAGUCAAAGCAAGCUUUCCAUUAUACAACUAAACAGAGAUCAUUUACGGGAGACAACUGCCAACAAAAAAAAGUGAAAAGACAGAAAAUAUAGAUAACUCGUUUUGUCAUUUCAGUUAUGGGUGGAAGGAAAUUGCUGUUGAUUACAGAAAGCAUGUGGUGUUUGAGUUAGAUCCAGAGUGUGUAUGUAUCAUCGACUCUAUAUGGUGCUAACGGGCUGGAGUAUUUGUAACAUUUGACAACGUGGAGACUACCAGCUGUACAGUUACUAUAACUCUGCCCUUCUUGUCUAUAAUUUUCAUAGGAUAUAAAUUCUGCUUUACACUCAAGUAAUCAACACUGACAAAAAGGCUAGUCUGCCAAACACCCACAAAUACCACACCCCAUUGCUAAUGCUGAUUUAAAAAAGAGAAAAUAGCAGAUUUAAAUGAUGCUUACAAAAAACUUAAAUGAACACUAUAGGGUCAGGAACACAAAUGUGUAUUCCUGACCCUGUGGUGUUAAAAAAACAUGUUAGCCCCAUGGCACUCCUUCCCCCCUUAAAAAGGUAGAAAACUUACCUUUUAUCCAGUCCACAGCUCUGCCACCGCCCCGCCUCCUUGGUUGAGAUCAUCAGAACUGACGUUCUCAGCCAAUCCAAUGCUUUUCUAUGGGAGAAAGGAGGUGGAUUGGGGGUGGGGCCACUAUAGGUGGACCGGCCCCACUCCACCACCAUGGCUGAGAAAACUGACUACCAUCCAUAACUCAUAUAUGAUAAUAUUAAGACAAACAUAUUAAUACGCCAGUCCUAAGGAUUUAAACCAAUGUGGCGGCAAGGAGUGGGGGAGAGAGGUGAGAGGGGGCAGAGCCAUACGCUGCCCUGGCCAAUCAGUAUCGCCUCAUAGAGAUGCAUUGAAUCAAUGCAUCAAUGCAUUUAUAUAGAAAAGUUCAGCAUCUCCAUGCAGAGGGUGGGGACACUGAAUGUCAGUGCUGCACAGUCUGCAGCACGGCCCCAGAAUCACCUCUAGUGGCCAUCUUAGUGACUACCACUGGAGGUGUCCUUAGGCAGCAAUGUAAACACUGCCUUUUCUCUAAAAAUUACUCCAUCAAUAUAUACUGUUUGCAAAACUAAACACAGCAGAGUACUUCACAUGGUAUAUUCUAAGCAAUAUCAUGCGUCCAUUUUUACCCAAUUUUUUGUUUUUAUUUUUACAUACUUGCUGUAUUUUGAGCUUUUUUUAUGAGUGAAAAUAGAUUAAAGAAAGGAAAUAAAAAAAUAACAGAUCAAAUAAAGAGUGAGCAGAAAGAUGUAGAAGAUCUUGUAUGAAAUAGUACUGUACAAGAUAAAUAUUAGGUAGGUAGGGUAAUUGAUGUAAGGGCUGGAAAGAUGAGGACUUGGUGGAGUAUUAGCUCUUUUGGAACAGAGACUGAGGGUCUCCUUGUCCUGUUUUGGUGGGGAGUUUGAGAGAAUGAUUAAUGUUAUUUGGACCCCAGUGUCAGUUUACAUCAGUUUCAGAAAAGCUUUUUUUUUUUUACAGAAUUUAGUAAGUGGAUCUGAAACGUGAAACCAGUAAGCUCACAAAAAAAAAGGAAAAUGGUAUUUUGGUAAUGCCUUAGAUUUUAAUAUUUAAAUUCAGCUUACUAAUAAAUCUUAGCAGGCAAACCCUCAAAAUCAGUACACUGUGUAAGCGUACGGUCUUUAUUCAGAUAUAUCGCAAAAUAAAAUGAGAAAUAAAACGUCAUAAAUAUUCAAGUGUUAUCUCCUGGAAGCACUGAUGCAUUACAUAGAAAACAACCUGUAUAGGAGCAUUAAUAAUCCCAUUGUACAGCGCUACGGAAUCUGAUGACACUAUAUAAAUAAUAAAAUAAAAUAAUAACACCUCAAAGGGCACUAAUGCAUUUAUAAACAGGUACGCUCAGUAUGAUAAACAACAAAAUGUACUAAUGCAGAUACAGCAAGCACUCCAAACUGCAUUUAGACCAAGCAUCUUGUAGCCACAUAAGCUAUGUAGCAUCACUUGUAAAAACACAUCCUAUUUUUUCUAUUUUAAUGUCUCUUUAAAUAUAUUUUCACAUUUUAAUAAGAAUGCCUUUCAGUUUUAAGUGUUCCUCUGCGUAACCAGAAUAACUCAGCAAAACAAAAGCAGAAGACGGCAUUUGAAAAUAUUUGUAAAGACCCAACAAGUAGAGAAAUCCAAAUUGCUGUCAAAAUACUUUGCAAGUCUCUCCUCUAAUGAAUGUUUGAUAAAAUUUUAUGAAGAAGAUUUAAAGCUGGGAUUGAACAGAGUGAAUUAUCGCAGUCUGACAGACGCUUAACCUUUCUAACUACUUAAAAUGCUCGCUGGCGAUGGCUCUCAGUUCUACAUAAACUGGGAUUCUUCGCGUCUCAAUUACGGGGGCUGAUAUUAUUAGACUUGAUGACUUUAAUCCUUAACAUCUUUAAUAAUGACAAUGAUAUAACACACUAAUAAGAACAUUAAAAAGCUAUAAAUUCAGUGUUAGUGUAUAUUUAUUAAUGUAAUGCGUGUGCAGAAAUACAUUUCAAUAUCUUCUUCUUUUGUGACAUGCAAAAAUAUAAUCCUGUCCCUAUGCACAUCACUUAUAAAGGCAGGCAGAAUAUUACCUUGUGAUAUGUAGAUAAUGCAAGAGUAUCUCUCUGUCUGCCUGUCCACCUAUCUACCUACCUACCUCUCAAAUCUAUCCAUCUGUCCAUCCAUCCAUGUGUCUGUCUGUUUAUCUAUCUAUCUAUCUAUCUAUCUAUCUAU
Molecule: messenger RNA, 4669 nt
Organism: Pelobates cultripes (western spadefoot toad)
Lineage: Eukaryota; Metazoa; Chordata; Amphibia; Anura; Pelobatidae
Source: the annotation of a GenBank genome assembly